Adineta ricciae is the source of this 8637-nucleotide messenger RNA. The record is from the annotation of a GenBank genome assembly. NCBI's taxonomy places the organism in Eukaryota, Metazoa, Rotifera, Eurotatoria, Adinetida, Adinetidae.
AUGGAGUCAAGUUUGACGUCGAGUUUCCUGAAAAUUGGUGAUACAGUAGCUUUAUAUGCCGAAGGAACAGUUUGUGGAUUCAUCAGUACAUUGGGACUUGUCGAUGAUCGAUGCGUGGUACAACCUGAUGCCGGUGAUUUACAAAAACCGCCAAAAAAAUUCCGAGAUUGUCUAUUUCGUAUAUGUCCGAGUCAUCGAUACAGUGCCCAGACGCAAUAUUGGAACGCUUUGAAAAGUCCAAGUGCAGUUCGCGAUUUGAAGAAAUUACAAUUAGCAGCUGAUACAGAAAAACGUCAGAAUGAAGAGGAAAGUCGAAAGCAAACGGGUACAAUCAUAAAAUACGGCGAUACCGUUGUACAAUUGCUUCAUAUUAAAAGUAAUAAAUAUUUAACUGUGAAUAAACGUCUACCAGCAUUUUUGGAAAAAAAUGCCAUGCGUGUUUCUCUGGAUGUGAGCGGUACGGAAGGUUCGUGGUUUCAAAUCGAACCUUAUUAUAAACUGCGAGCAAAAGGUGAACGUGUAGUGGUAGGUGAUAAAGUUGUGUUAAUGCCCUACAGUGGUGGUCAACCGCUACAUGUCAGCGAAUUAGAACUACCAGAUCAUCCUGGUUCCAAAGAGAUCAAUUGUCAUUCAUAUACUUCCGUAAACUCGCACCUACAAACCAGUUGGAAAAUCGUAUUAUUUAUGUCGUGUUAUGAGGGAACUAAUGAAGUCUUGAAAAGUGGUGAUAUUGUUCGUUUGUUUCAUGCCGAGCAAGAAAAAUUUCUGACAUGUGAUAAUUAUCGCAAGAAAAGUGUGGUGUUUCUCCGCGCUACUGGUCGUGCAUCAGCAACAUCGGCAACUUCUUCCAAUGCACUAUGGGAAAUAGAAGUUGUUCAACAAGAUCCAUGCCGUGGUGGUGUUGGACAAUGGAAUUCCUUAUUUCGUUUUAAACAUCUAGCCACCGGACAAUAUCUUGCUGCUGAAGUUGAUAAUGAUCAAACGUUCGAUGCAACGCGUCAGAAACUUCGCGGACCUCCAGGUACACCUGUGUUUGCUCUUGUACCUAUUCCGCACGGCUACGAUAUCUCAUCCAUAUUCGAACUUGACCCUACGACUAUCACACGUAAUGAAGAAGCUGUACCUUGGGGUUCUUACGUACGGUUGCAACACAUCUGUACGAAUACUUGGGUACAUUCGACUAAUAUCAAAUUGGAUCCGGACGAUGAUAAUGUUCGAUUUAAAAUUGGAUGUGCACUAACCAAAGAAGACCGAGAAGCAUUUCAAAUUGUACAUGUAUCACCUGAUGAAGUACGAGAUUUAGAUUUCGCUAACGAUGCUGCCCAACAUUUCGACAUGACUGUGUCCAAAUGGGAAAAAAUUGGUGUAAUGAAUGUUCAUGCAAACGAUAGAAAACAAGUGAUAUUACUUUUAACUGAUAUUAUGUACUUUCUUGCUUGUCAAGAAAAUAAUGGUAGUGAUCCGUUUGAUGUUCAAAUUUUGAAGCCAAAUCGCGAACGUCAAAAAUUGAUUCGGGAACAAAAUAUCCUCAAACAGUUAUUUCGUAUUCUUCGUGUGUUAAAAUCACGAUUAGAACAAGAACGUUCGAAUGUUCAUGCAACUAACAAUGCGUCGUCGACAACAGCACGAACAGAUCCUUAUUUCAAUCAAUAUCAAAGUACAGCAAUGACCAAUAAUGAUUCCUAUGGCUCAUCUCAACAGCAAGAUGCAGAUGUACGUUUUUCAACUACAUUUUAUCAAAUGAAAACCAUCUGUCGCCUUUGUUAUCGAAUUCUCAAACACUGCCAACAAGAAUAUCGAAAAAAUCAAGAAACGAUUGCUAAAGAAUUCUCUUUCAUGCAAUCACAAAUCGGCUAUGACAUACUUGCUGAAGAUACAAUCACGGCGUUAUUGCAUAACAAUAAGAAAUUAUUGGAAAAGCAUAUUACCGAAAAGGAAAUUGAUACAUUCGUUAAAUUGUUACGCGAAAAACGCGAUUGCAAAUUUCUUGAAUAUCUGUCAGAUCUAUGCGUGUCAAGCAAUCAAGCUAUCGCCAGAACACAAGAAAUGAUCUGUAAAUCUGUUCUGGAGAAAAAUUCGGAUAUUUUAAUACGAACAAAAUUGGAAGUCAAAGGAUGUGUUGAAGAUAUGAUCUUAGAUGAUAACAUGAGUCCGCCAACUGGUUUCUCAAAUCAAAAUGUUCUACGUGAAGUUAUACUAACAUGGGAUGGAAAAUCCGAAUCCAUUGAAUUCAUGGCUGGAGUUGUUCGGGAUCAAUUAGCGCAUCCGAGACGCGACGAAUUUCGAAGUAUCUUAGAGUAUUAUCGAUAUCAACUCAAUUUAUUCUCGCACAUGUGCUUUGAUCGACAAUAUUUGGCCAUUGAUAAUCUAUCCUUAGAACUAUCGAUCGAAUUGAUCUUAGCAUGUACGAAAAGUGAGAAUCUUCCAGCAGACUUGCGUGCUGCCUUCUGUCGUUUGAUGGUUCAUAUGCAUGUCAACCGUGAUCCACAAGAAGAAGUGACACGAAUAAAAUACGCUCGUUUAUGGAAUCAAGUUAAACCAGCCAUUUCUUUGAAUGAUUACGAUCAAACUAUUAGCGGUUCUCUUGAACCGACGGAGAAGAAUGAAAAUCGACCGAAGUUUGAAUCAACAAUGAAGUUUGUCGAAGAUUAUCUGAAAACUGUUGUCGAACAGCCAAAUUCAUUUUCGGAUCGAGAACAAAAUAAAUUAACGCACGAAGUGGUUAAUUUAGCUCGUCGGUUAAUAUUCUUCGGUUUUUACAGUUUCGAAGAUUUACUGAAACUAACCCAAACAUUACUGGGCAUUCUGGAUACAAGUAAAGUCUUAUCUAGCAAUCUUCAUCCAUUAUCAAUAGAUCAAGUUGGUGCACUCAGUACUAAUUCCAAAGCGACGAAAUACGAUCAUGUCAUACCGACGACAACGUCGUAUACCGUUGCCGAAGGUGUAGUUGAGCCUUCAGCUGAUGUUCUCGAUGAUUUAGCGUACGAAACCAAGAUGAAUGUGAUUGCAAUUCUCGAAUUCAUUCUCGAUAUUCGUCUUGAUUUUCGUAUAUCUCGGCUAAUUUCGAUAUUCAAACAGAAAUACGAUCGUCUCGAUCUACCAAACAAUCUAACCGGUAUGGAUUUACAAGUCGCCGAUAUAGAAUGCAUUUUUGAUUCGAAUUCAAACUCUGCUAAUGAACCGAAUCUCGAUUUGGACGAUGCGAAGGGAAAGAUUUUUCUCAAAGUUUUGUUGAAUUUAAUCAUGCACGACUAUCAACCGUUAGUAUCACGUGCACUGUCACUAUUAUUUCGACAUUUCAAUCAACGAAAAGAGACGCUACAGCAUUUGAACCAAGUCCAGUUACUUGUCAGUGAGACCGAUAUUAAAAAUUAUAAACAAAUCAAACGCGAUCUCGAUCAAUUGCGAUUGUUUGUCGAAAAAUCCGAGUUAUGGGUUUAUAAAAAAAGUAAAGAUGGUGGAUCGAUAGCAGCAGGUGGUAAUGAAACAAAUGCAGAUCAGGAUGAUCGAAAAGACGAUGAAUUCGAAAUCAAAAAAUUAGCUACAUCAUCUGGUUUAUCUGAUCCCGACUUAGAUAUGACUGGUCCUACUGUCAGCGAAGAGUCAGCUUAUCGAUAUACAUCGAUCUUCCAGAUCCUUCGACGAAUGAUGAAAUUAUGCGUUGUCGAAGGUCCUGAUGGAAAUCUAUAUGCGCGAGAAAAUGAACAACGUUUACUGAGAAAUAUGGAUGUUCAUGUCGUAGUACUCGAUUUGUUGAAGAUUCCCUACGAUAAAGCUGAAGACACUCGAAUGAAUCAUAUUAUGAAAUUAGCUCACAAUCUUUUACAAUAUUUCUGCUAUAACAAUCCGACGAAUCAAGCUAAACUCUAUGAACUGUACUUUAGUGAUUACCAACAAAUAUCUGAGGAACAAGAAGUUGAAACUUGUUGUUACAUAUUUAUGAAUAACGUUCAGUUAUGUAAAACCAUAACCGAGAAACAUAUUCAACAUUUUGUCCAUCUGAUCGAAUUACAUGGACGGAAAGUUUUGUACAUCAAAUUUCUUCAAACGAUCGUCAAAGCGGAGAAUCAAUAUAUAAAAAACUGUCAAGAUGUGGUCAUGUCCGAGUUGGUCAGUUCGGAUGAAGUGUUAAUGUUCUACGAAAAAGGAAACCUAGCCGAUCUUGUUGAACGCAUGCAAUCAGAACAUGAGCGUACAGAUCCAAAUUCGUUGUUAAAUUAUCAUAUUCAACUCGUACAUUUACUGGCCAUGUGUACCGAAGGAAAAAAUGCAUCGACAGAAAUCAAAUGUCAUUCGCUAAUUGGACUAGAUGAUAUUGUUUUAAUUGUGACACAUCCAGACUCGAUUCCAGAAGUUAAAAAUGCGUAUAUCACAUUUCUCAAUCAUUGUUAUAUUGAUACCGAAGUUGAAAUGAAAGAAAUUUACAACAGUCAGCAUAUUUAUACACUGAUUGAGAACUCAUUUUGUCCCGAUAUUGAAAAACUGAUUACAAAGCCGAUGGAACGACGAAAUUUAGAGAAGUACAUCUUGGACACGGUCACCGAUCUGAUCAAUCAAUUCUUCAAUUCGCCCUUUUUUGAACAAUCGUCAGCACCACAGGAUCCAUACUUACACGAUGAUAAUCGAUCAUCUGAUAUCGCUCCAUCAAUCAUUCUAAUUGCUUCGUGGGAGCACCGCAAUACAAUCUUAAUAUCCUUACAUAGUCAUCUUGCUCGACUGUUGAAUGUAUCAUGGUUAUCUCCUGCCCAACGUGAACGAGUCGAUCGAUGUAUUCAUAUUUUAUCAUUGAUUGCUGACCGCCGUGGUUUGAGUCAUUUCUUACGUUCAAACCAUUCGUCGAUAGCAGAACUUACCAGUCGCUCGCGACGAACAAGCCGUAGUGCAACUGCCGACCGUAUGCAUAGUGUCGAGCAUAUCUACACAGGAGGACAUAAGCUCGAUACUCUGGAAGAUGUUGAACACAAACGUGUAAUCGACAGUUUUGUGGACUUUCUCUCCCAAGUUAGCAUGAGAUUACAUCCACUUGUUCAAGCUGAAUGUAGCGUGUUGGUGGAUGUCAUUCGAGCACCAUAUGCGUUGUUUCCGGAAACAAAUGAAUGCCGUUUGAAAUUUCUCUAUGGCACAUUCGUUCACAAAUUGAUACAGCAUGCCAAAUAUUUGCUUACACAAACUGAUGAAAGUCUAUGUUUGCGCAUCAUGCAUGCACUCAAAUCAAUGGUCAAAAGCAGUUAUGAAUUCGAUACAAGGGGACACGGUUUGAGACUAAAACUGUUACGACGAUAUUUCGCGGAUGAUAAACAAUAUUUGAAAUCGUUGCAUCAACCAUUAAAAGAAGAAGAUGCAUUGGAAAGAUUACGAAUAACACAAAAUGAAUUAAAUAAACAAGGAGCUAGCGAUCUUGUUGUCGAACUAUUUAUGAGUGAAUCGCCAAUCAAUAUACUAGAAGAAAGUGUCAAUCUAGCCAUUGCAUUGCUAGAAGGUGGUAACACUGAAGUUCAAAUAAGUAUUUAUCGUCAUUUACAUGGAUCUGAGACAGCAUCGGAGAAGUUCUUUCAAGUAUUUUACGAUAAAAUGUGCAUUGCACAGAAAACACUGAAAAGUAUGCCGUCAACAACGCCAGAACUAAGUCAGAAUGCAGACGAUUUGGAAGAGACAAUCUAUUCGCCAAAAUCUGGUGCUAUGUCGCCAGUAUUGAGUCCGACACUCGCAGAACGACAACCAUCACUGAUACCAAUGCCCGACGAAAGCUUCAAUUUUGAACAACAGCCACUCGUUGUACAAACACUUAACGUUCAUGAACAUAAUGUGGUCACGAUUAAUCAAGCAGACGAAGAACCACAAGCAUUCGUUGCCAAACUAACGACAUAUCAAGAACCUGAACCAGUCGAAACUGCAAAAUCUCCCACGAAUGGAACAUUCGACAUUCUUGAUAUACAUUCUCAAAAUCGUCGUUUUAAACUCCCUUUUGAAAUCCGUAUUAUGCAACCAAUCUUACGUUUUCUGCAACUUCUUUGUGAAAAUCAUAAUCCAGAAUUCCAAAAUUAUCUUCGACUACAAGAUAAUAAUAAAACCAAUUAUAAUCUCGUUUGUGAAACAUUGAAAUUUCUUGAUGCAAUCUGUGGUUCUCAAACUGGUCUACUAGGCCUCUUAGGAAAUUACAUUAAUGAAGACAAUGUCGAAUUAAUCAAUCAAGCUUUAAAUACACUGACUGAAUACUGUCAGGGACCUUGCCGAGAUAAUCAAGAUGCCAUAGUUAAUCACGAGUCAAAUGGUAUUGAUAUAAUUAUCGCUAUUGUUUUGAAUGAUAUAACGCCUUUAAAUCAAAAGAAUUAUGAUCUCGUUUUGGAAUUAAAGGACAAUGCAUCAAAAUUACUUCUAGCUGUGAUGGAAAGUCGGGACGACAGCACCAAUGCCGAACGUAUUCUUCGAAAUAUUGUACCAGUUUCUCAACUACUGGAUGUUGGUUGUGAUAUAUAUGCUCGCGGUAAACAACAAGAAAUGGAAGGCAAGGGUGACCAAGAUGCCGAAUAUGAAGAAAUUCUACAUGACGAAGACACGAAUGAAAAUUCUGAUAAUGUUGCUCAAACUGUGGGUCAUAAUAUGUAUAUUCUUGCAUACCAGCUUGCUCGGCAUAAUCGUGAACUUGAAAUAUUGAUGAAACAUAGAACAUUGAAUGAUGAAGCGUUGUCAUAUUAUCAUAAACAUACGGCGGAGAUUGAAAUCAUUCGACAUGAUCGUUCGAUUGAACCGAUUGUUUUUCCCGUUCCACAAUUGUGCGAAUUUUUAACUGUGGAAAAAAAGCAAAAAGUCUUUCUUACAUGCGAGCAAGAUGAGCAAGGUUCCAAAGUGAAAGAUUUCUUCGAAAAAUUUCCGGAAAUCUUCGAAGAAAUGAAAUGGCAAAGAAAAUUACGACACCAACCAACAUUGUACUGGUUUUCAUCACAUAUGUCACUCUGGAGUGAUAUUUCAUUCAAUUUUGCUGUUUUUAUCAAUAUCCUUGUUGCCGUUUUCUAUCCAUUCAACAAAGGCUUAAAAGAUCUUGAUCCACGUGCCUCCGCUGCUAUAUGGAGUGCAUUGUUUGUGACGUUGAUAGCGAUUUUGAUGAAACCAAAUGUCACAUCUAUGCGUAUGUUUUUCGUUGCGGGAAUUCUACGAUCGAUUUAUUCAGUUGGACUUGGACCCACGCUAUGGUUAAUGGGAGCGAUACAAGUUCUAAACAAAGGCAUCUUCUUAGUCAGUUUCAUGGGUAACAAUGGAACAUUCUCGAAAUCACGUUAUGAAAAUCUAACUAACUUCGAACUUGUUUACCAUGUCGGAUAUUUAUUUUUGUGUGUGCUUGGCCUGUGUGUACAUGAAUUCUUCUAUAGUUUACUGUUACUCGAUGUUGUCUAUCGUGAAGAUACGUUAUGGAAUGUUAUUCAAUGUGUUGUACGCAAUGCCAAAUCAGUCAUUUUAACAGCUGUUUUUGCUGUUAUAAUCAUCUAUCUCUUUGCUAUAUGCGGUUAUCUAUUCAUCCAAGAUGAUUUUCUUAUGGAAGUGAACACUAAAUCACUCGCAAUAGCUCAUGAAAAUCAGACAAAUAUAUUGAAUAUCGUUUUUCGAGAUGCAACUUUAUUACAAGUAACUCAAUCAGUAACACGUAAUGGCAAAUCUAUCAUGUUAACAAUGAUGCUUGCACUUGUUCUAAUCUAUCUUUUCUCUGUCAUGGGUUUUGUCUUCUUUCGUGAUGACUUUCUAACACAUGUUCAAACAAGUCUAUAUUCAUCACAUCCACAACAUCGACAUCGAUGGACAAGUAACUUAGCCAAAGCCACGACAUUGACACCGGCUACCAUUCCAAGCACUGUCGAUAACGGAUACUGUACUAAGGACAAUUGUACAAAUGACACGCUAACAGGACAUAUUCGACACGCUACGCAAGCAUCGACUAUUUUGCCAGAAGAAGCAGCAGAUGAAGAAGUUGAACGAUCUUGUGACACGUUAUUCAUGUGUAUUGUAACAACUCUUAACAAAGGCUUGAGAAAUGGUGGUGGUAUAGGCGAUGUACUAAGGCAGCCAUCUAGUCAAGAGCCACUCUACUUCUUCCGUGUUAUCUAUGACAUGAUGUUCUUCUUCAUUGUUAUUAUUAUAACUCUUAAUUUGAUUUUUGGUGUCAUCAUCGACAAUUUUGCUGACCUUCGUACAGAAAAACAACGUAACGAUGAAAUUCUCCGAAAUACAUGUUUCAUUUGCGGGCUCGAUCGUAAAUCAUUCGAUAAUAAACAUGUGACAUUUGAAGACCAUAUCCGUAAAGUUCAUAAUAUGUGGAAUUAUGUUUAUUUUAUGGUUUUAAUCAACGUUAAAGAUCCAACUGAAUAUACAGGCCCUGAAAGUUACGUUCACGAAAUGAUCGAACAACGUAAUCUCGAUUGGUUUCCACGAAUGCGCACAAGUAGUUUGGAUAUUCAAGAGGAUAAAAACAAAGAAGAUCUCGACAAUCGAAUAUUAAAACUGCAAAUGGACGAUGCAAACAAAGCGAUCAAAUCUCUGACGAUGGAAUUAUCGGAAUUGCAAAAAUUAGUAACCGAUUCUCGAGCACAAAAACAUCGAAUGAAUUUUCUGCAAAAUCCAUCAAUACCAACACCAUUGAAUUCAUAA